UGGGUGCGAGCCGGCUGCCGGGUGGGGAGGCAGAAGGAGCCUCCAUCAGCUCAGCCCCCAUGUCCAGGGGCGGGGAGAUGGUUUAUAUCCCGGACGACUCCGACUUCAGCUCGUUCAGGGAGCAGUGCGAGAGCGCGGAGGGCUGGCACUGCCGCUACAACAAGGCUGGCGUCACCGUCUGGAGCCAGGGCCAGGAGGAGAGCUGCACCGUGCAGAAAAUCAAGACCCGCAUCUCCUGCAAGGAUGUCUCCGCUGAGACGCUCUACGACGUGCUGCACGACACCCGCUACCGCAAGAAGUGGGACUCGCACAUGAUCGAGACCUACGAUAUCGGGCGCCUGACAGUUAACGCCGACGUGGGAUACUACUCCUGGAAGUGCCCCAGCCCCCUGAAGAACCGCGAUUUUGUCACCCUGCGUUCCUGGCUGCCCCUGGGCAAUGACUACAUCAUCCUCAACUACAGCGUCAAGCACCCGAAAUACCCUCCCCGAAAGGAUUUUGUCAGGGCCGUGUCCCUGCAGACCGGUUAUCUGAUCAAGGCCAACGGUACCAGCGCCUGCGUCCUCUAUUAUCUCACCCAGGUGGACCCCAGAGGAUCGCUGCCAAAGUGGGUGGUGAACCGAGUCUCCCAGUUCGUGGCACCAAAGGCGAUGAAGAAGAUCUACAAGGCAGGGCUGAAGUACCCAGACUGGAAGCGCAGGCACGACCCUGGCUACAAGCCCUGGGUGUAUCCGGAGCAGAACACACUGCCCAGCCUCAGCCUGGCCGAGCUCUCCCUGCAGCACACCGACUCGCUGGAGCACAUCGACGAGACAGGGCUGUCCGAGGAGCACCUCAGCACCAGCGACAACGAGGCCUGACGCCUGCCCUGAUGGGCCACCAGCGAGGGGGCACAGUGGGGAUUUGGCACCCUGUGCCCCCCACGUUCUCCAUCAUAGACACCUUCUAGUGGGGGGACUGUCCUGUGGGAGCCCAGUGCCCACGUGCCGAGGGGGUGGUGGCCCACGGAGGUGUUUCCAUGCUGGUGGCAGAGCAGGCUGCAGGAGUGGGUGCUCUAAGGAGAGGAGAAAGAAUGGGGGGAGGUGGAGCUGGAUGAAGCUUUGCCACCACCAGGAGGUCCCUUUGCUGCUGUAAGACCUUCUGGGUGUGCUCCUCAAAGGUCCAGAAUGGAGGGUUUGUGUGGGACCAGCCCAGGUUUUGCAGCAGUACAGGACCAGAACUGUCUCUCUUUGUCACAUGUCUUGCUCUCCGGGUCCCCCCAGGCUUUGUGUGACCCCCACCUCCGGGAGCCCCCCAGGUCCUCUCCUGGGUGAUGGGUUCACAUCCGCAGGCUGCCUCUAGUGUUUGCUGCUGCAGUGGUUUUUGGCACA
This is a messenger RNA of Numida meleagris (helmeted guineafowl), 1370 nucleotides long. It is a transcript of the gene STARD10, whose product is annotated as StAR related lipid transfer domain containing 10. Bases 60 to 860 code for a protein of 266 amino acids. NCBI's taxonomy places the organism in Eukaryota, Metazoa, Chordata, Aves, Galliformes, Numididae. Gene Ontology annotation, molecular function: lipid binding. The transcript has 6 exons. The record is from RefSeq and is a predicted model, not a curated record.